Messenger RNA from Cebus imitator (Panamanian white-faced capuchin), 3085 nucleotides. RefSeq names its product EMAP like 3 (gene EML3). Gene Ontology annotation, cellular component: mitotic spindle. Gene Ontology annotation, biological process: microtubule cytoskeleton organization. The record is from RefSeq and is a predicted model, not a curated record. Gene Ontology annotation, molecular function: microtubule binding. NCBI's taxonomy places the organism in Eukaryota, Metazoa, Chordata, Mammalia, Primates, Cebidae. Bases 106 to 2829 code for a protein of 907 amino acids. The transcript has 21 exons.
UUCGCGCGCUACCCGGGGUGCUUCCCCUUCCCCUCUCCCGGGCCGUGGCCCCCGCGGCUUAGACGCCUCCUCCGCCGCCGCCGCUCGGAGCAACGCGGGGGCCGGAUGGACGGGGCCGCGGGGCCCGGUGAGGGCUCUGCUCGGGAGGCCCUGCAGUCUCUGAGCCGGCGGCUUCGGGUGCAGGAGCAGGAGAUGGAGCUGGUAAAGGCAGCCCUGGCAGAAGCCCUUCGCCUGCUUCGGCUGCAGGUGCCCCCCUCCUCCCUGCAGGAAUCUGGCACACCAGCUCCUCCAGGGGACAGCAGUCUUGCAGCACCCCCAGGACUGCCACCCACCUGCACCCCCUCUUUGGUGAGCCGAGGCACCCAGACAGAGACAGAGGUGGAGCUCAAGUCAUCCCCUGGACCUCCUGGCCUGAGCAAUGGACCCCCAGCCCCUCAGGGAGCUAGCGAAGAGCCUAGUGGGACCCAAUCUGAAGGAGGGGGCAGCAGCAGCAGUGGUGCUGGCUCCCCCGGCCCCCCCGGGAUCCUCAGGCCCUUGCAGCCCCCACAGCGUGCUGACACGCCCCGAAGAAAUUCUUCCUCCUCCUCAUCCCCCUCAGAGCGGCCUCGGCAGAAGCUCUCCAGGAAGGCAAUUUCCUCCGCCAACCUGUUAGUGCGGUCCGGGAGCACAGAGAGCCGUGGGGGAAAAGACCCUCUCUCCAGCCCUGGGGGCCCUGGAUCUCGGAGGAGCAAUUAUAAUUUGGAAGGCAUCUCAGUGAAGAUGUUCCUUCGAGGUCGCCCCAUUACCAUGUACAUCCCGUCUGGCAUCCGCAGCCUUGAGGAGCUGCCCAGCGGCCCACCGCCAGAGACCCUCAGCCUUGACUGGGUUUAUGGGUACCGGGGUCGUGACUCCCGCUCUAAUCUGUUUGUGCUGCGCUCUGGGGAGGUGGUCUACUUUAUCGCCUGUGUGGUGGUGCUGUAUCGGCCUGGAGGAGGCCCAGGGGGUCCUGGAGGCGGUGGCCAGAGACAUUACCGGGGGCACACAGACUGCGUUAGAUGCCUUGCUGUUCACCCUGAUGGUGUUCGGGUAGCCUCGGGACAGACAGCUGGAGUGGAUAAGGAUGGAAAGCCCCUGCAGCCUGUGGUUCACAUCUGGGACUCGGAGACACUGCUGAAACUGCAGGAGAUUGGACUGGGGGCUUUCGAGCGGGGUGUUGGGGCUCUGGCCUUUUCAGCUGCGGAUCAGGGUGCCUUUCUUUGUGUGGUGGAUGAUUCCAAUGAGCACAUGCUGUCGGUGUGGGACUGCAGCCGGGGAAUGAAGCUGGCUGAGAUCAAGAGUACAAAUGACUCAGUCCUGGCCGUUGGCUUCAACCCUCGUGACAGCAGCUGCAUCGUCACCAGUGGGAAAUCUCAUGUCCAUUUCUGGAACUGGAGUGGUGGAGUAGGGGUUCCUGGGAACGGGACCCUUACACGGAAACAGGGAGUCUUUGGGGUGAGGCAUGGAUCAGUAGAAGACGAUGGGGAGAGCAGAGUGGAAGAGGAAGUACUGGGCUGGGUGCAUUCAUUGGCUGGGAGUUCUUACUCUAUUGUGCCAGCCAAAGCUGGCCCUGUUUCACACUCCCCUGUACCCCAAAAACAUGACCUACUUGGGGCUUUGCCAACAGAGACCUAUGGGAUUGUGGCCCAGGCUCACGCUCAUGAAGGUUCCAUCUUCGCCUUGUGUCUUCGGCGGGACGGUACAGUGCUGAGUGGUGGCGGGCGGGACCGCCGGCUGGUACAAUGGGGGCCCGGGUUGGUGGCCCUCCAGGAAGCUGAGAUUCCUGAACACUUUGGGGCCGUGCGAGCCAUUGCUGAAGGGCCUGGCUCUGAGCUGCUGGUGGGAACCACGAAGAAUGCGUUGCUGAGGGGAGAUCUGGCCCAGGGCUUCUCCCCUGUAAUCCAGGGCCACACUGAUGAGCUCUGGGGGCUCUGCACACACCCCUCCCAGAACCGCUUCCUCACCUGUGGCCAUGACCGGCAGCUCUGCCUGUGGGAUGGGGAGAGCCACGCGCUUGCCUGGAGCCUCGACCUCAAGGAGACUGGUCUCUGUGCUGACUUCCACCCAAGUGGGGCAGUUGUGGCUGUAGGACUGAACACAGGGAGGUGGUUGGUUUUGGACACAGAGACCAGAGAAAUCGUGUCUGAUGUCAUCGAUGGCAAUGAGCAGCUCUCAGUGGUCCGGUAUAGCCCAGAUGGGUUGUACCUGGCCAUUGGUUCCCAUGACAACGUGAUCUACAUCUAUAGCGUUUCCAGUGAUGGUGCCAAAUCCAGCCGCUUUGGCCGCUGUAUGGGUCACUCCAGCUUCAUCACUCAUCUUGACUGGUCCAAGGAUGGGAAUUUCAUCAUGUCCAAUUCUGGGGACUAUGAGAUUCUUUACUGGGACGUGGCUGGAGGCUGCAAGCAGCUGAAGAAUCGUUAUGAGAGCCGAGACCGGGAGUGGGCUACGUACACCUGUGUGUUGGGCUUUCACGUCUACGGCGUGUGGCCGGACGGCUCCGAUGGGACCGACAUCAACUCCCUGUGCCGCUCCCACAACGAGCGCGUGGUGGCGGUGGCCGACGACUUCUGCAAAGUGCAUCUCUUCCAGUACCCGUGCGCUCGCGCCAAGGCGCCAAGCCGCAUGUACGGUGGCCACGGCAGCCACGUGACCAGCGUCCGGUUCACGCACGACGACUCGCACCUCGUCUCGCUGGGCGGCAAGGACGCCAGCAUCUUCCAGUGGCGAAUGCUGGGCGCCGGGGGCGCGGGGCCAGCGCCCGCCACGCCCUCUCGAACCCCCUCCCUGUCCCCCGCCUCCUCGCUCGACGUUUGAUCGCUGCCUGGCGGACCAACUGGCUGGAGGUGUGGAUCUGCCCCGCCCUGCCCCGCCCUGCCCCGCCCUAGUCCCCAUAGAGCAGGGGCCGACUCCUCGACUGACUUUGAGACAUUCCCGAUCGCGCAUUUCCCUGGAGGGCGCGAACGGCGCCUCUGCACACACUGUUUAGACCCGCUGGCUGAGCUGGGCAGCCCCAGCCUAGGCCUUGACUCCCGCUGCCUGCUGAGGGGUAAUAAACCAGAACCAAAGUCGC